AUGUUUAGAAAAAUUGGGGUAGAUAUUACCCUCCUCUUUACCCGGUGGGGCCAUCAUCUAUGGUAUAAAGCUGCGGGACCUGUCAUAAUCCAGUGUUAUUCGACUUCCCAUUCAAUACCACAGCCUAGCAACCCCUCCGCCUUCCAAGACUCGACAGUCAGAGAAUCAAUUGUGCCGUUGACGAGCGACAACAGACAACUCACUUCAGUUUCUCCAAGCAUGCGGGCCCUCCGUUACUACGGACCUGGAGAUAUCCGUUUGGAACACGGCGUUCCGGAGCCUGUAUGUGACGCCCACCAAGUGAAGAUCCGGCCAAACUUUUGUGGAAUCUGCGGCUCCGAUCUACACGCGUACCAUUCGCCCGACGUUCUUCCUUUCAAAGAUACGCCCCAUCCCAUAACCGGCGAGACAUGGCCCAUAACCCUCGGGCAUGAGUUUUCUGGCGACGUCGUGGAGAUUGGAGCACGAGCACAGGUACCAAACGGCCUUCAGGUUGGGGAUAGAGUUGCCGUCCAACCUACCAUUUGCUGCAACCAAUGCAUUCCAUGCAAAGAGGGAUUGACUAAUUGUUGCGACUCCUUCGGAUUUGUGGGACUCAUGGGCUGGGGUGGUGGGUUAUCAGACUAUGUGUGCGUGGAUGCGAGAUUUGUCUUCAAACUGCCCGAGACCAUCCCAUCAGAUAUCGGAGCUUUGAUCGAACCGCUUGCGGUCGCGUGGCAUGCCAUUGAACAGUCAGCUGCCAAAGCUGGAGAUAACAUCCUGAUCAUGGGCGCUGGCCCAAUUGGCUUGGCUAUUCUUCAAUGCCUCAAGACUCGCAAACCAGCGCAGCUGAUCGUGGCUGAAGUCGCCUCAAAUCGAAGAGAAUUGGCCCGACAAUUUGGAGCUACGGCGGUUAUCAACCCGCAGGAGGAAGAUGUGAUCUCCAAGUGCAAGCUACUAUGCAAUGGACAAGGGCCCGAAAUUGCCUUUGACUGCGCUGGUGUGGCUGCCAGUAUCAAGUCUGCGUGUUUAUCAGUCCGAAGCAGGGGGACGGUGGUGAAUGUUGCCAAGUGGGAUACGGAGAUACCCUUUGAUAUGAACGACCUUUUAUUCGGGGAAAAGAGGCUCUUGUCAGCUCUGAGUUACACUACGACGGAUUUCGAGCGUGUCAUUGACGCGCUGGGUAGCGGGUCCAUGAAUGUGGAAGGGAUGAUCACACGUAAAAUCACAAUAGAUAAAGUUGUUGAGGAUGGCAUUCUCGCGCUACUACACCAGAAAGAAAGAGACAUCAAAAUACUUGUAGAUGUCAGAAAGUGAC
Messenger RNA from Amorphotheca resinae ATCC 22711, 1297 nucleotides. RefSeq lists its product as hypothetical. Gene Ontology annotation, cellular component: cytoplasm. NCBI's taxonomy places the organism in Eukaryota, Fungi, Ascomycota, Leotiomycetes, Helotiales, Amorphothecaceae. The transcript has 4 exons. Gene Ontology annotation, molecular function: (R,R)-butanediol dehydrogenase activity; zinc ion binding. The record is from RefSeq and is a predicted model, not a curated record. Gene Ontology annotation, biological process: butanediol biosynthetic process. The coding region runs from base 1 to 1296 and encodes 431 amino acids.